CCCUUGUUCACUCCCUUCAUUCUCUUCACCUUCACAAAACUCCUGAACUCGGAUGACACAAUCACAUCAUUAAGAGAGAGAAAGCGAAAACGCUCGAACAAAAAUUCACAAAUUCAAAGAAAACCCCUCUUUCGUCUCAAGAUCCCGAGAUCUAGGUCAAAAUCAAAUGAUCCAAAACAUGGCAAAUCCUCAUAAUCGACAGAUUUAGAUCUAAACUUACAAAAUUCCGCCCAAAUUUAUUGUUGUCGGUGAAUUCUGAACUAUUCCAAUCUCCAAAAUCUAGGGUUUAGAAAUUUCAAUUUCUCGGCAAUGAGGUCGGCGCAAUCAUCGUAUAGAGAUAGAACACAUGAGUUUCAGAGCAUAACAGAGAGAUUAAAGAAGUCGAUUUCAACAAAUGGAGAGAAUAAUGUGAGCAGUAGUAGCAGUUUUGGUGGUAAUCAAGUUAAUGGACCUAGAUCCGCGGGUUCGAUCCAUUCGGAGUUCAAUAAACGGGCCUCUAAGAUUGGAUUUGGUAUCCAUCAGACUUCUCAGAAGCUCGCUAAGCUUGCUAAGUUGGCCAAGAGGACAUCUGUCUUUGAUGACCCGACUCUUGAAAUUCAGGAGCUGACAGCAGUCAUUAAGCAAGAUAUUACAGCACUUAAUUCAGCUGUGGUAGACCUGCAGCUUCUGUGCAAUACCCAAAAUGAGAGUGGAAACAUUUCCAGCGACACCACUAGUCAUUCUACCACAGUUGUAGAUAACCUUAACCGUCUAAUACAGCAACACGAGUUUAAAGAAGUUCUUACCAUGCAUAUGCAGAAUUUAAAGGUUCAUGAGAACAGAAGGCAGUUGUAUUCUGCAACCACAUCUAAAGAGUCCACCAAUCCUUUUGUUCGUCAGCGGCCAUUGGCAGCCAAAUCACCCAAUGAAUCCCCUGCUCCUCCAUGGGCCAAUGCAGCUUCAACUUCGUCCUCAUUGUUUCCGAGAAAAGCAGCAGAUGGGGAAUCUCAGCCAUUACUGCAACAACAGAAUCAACAGCAGCAACAGAUGGUUCCAUUACAGGACACCUAUAUGCAGAGCAGAGCUGAAGCCCUUCAGAAUGUGGAGUCUACCAUUCACGAAUUAAGUAAUAUAUUUACACAGUUGGCGACAAUGGUGUCACAGCAAGGAGAGAUUGCAAUCAGGAUUGAUGAGAACAUGGAGGAUACUCUUGCAAAUGUUGAAGGGGCGCAGAACCAGUUGACCAGGUAUCUUAGCAGUAUAUCCUCAAACAGAUGGCUGAUGAUCAAGAUAUUCUUUGUAUUGAUUGUAUUUCUGAUGUUCUUCCUAUUCUUCGUUGCGUAAAUGUCAUUCAAAGAACCUUUUUGGCUGAGUAUAUACGUUGAGAAAAAAUUUAAAUGAAAAAUAAAGUAAAUUGCUAUUGUAGAUUCGGCUCGAUCGAACCUCAUUUUAGAUUGCUUUUUUUUCAUUUUUUUUCCUUGGUGGAAGAGGAGAGUGGCGGCAAAGUUUAAGUGUUGGAUUGGAGUAGGUUAAUUUUUUUGGCAAAACAAUAUGUAAUAUCUCAUGAUUGUUGUAAGCAUUACUAAAUGGUACUUCUAGAUGACAGGUUCUGUUAGCUCUCUGUUCCUGUCUUUUCUCUUGGUUUUCGCCAUCACGUUAUUCAUUAUUUGAUUUAUGAGAAUGUAAUAUUGACCCCGUGGAUAAUAUACCUACAAGAAUUAGAGAAAAUAUAUUUUAUUUA
Molecule: messenger RNA, 1720 nt
Organism: Beta vulgaris subsp. vulgaris (sugar beet)
Lineage: Eukaryota; Viridiplantae; Streptophyta; Magnoliopsida; Caryophyllales; Amaranthaceae
Product: syntaxin-32
Biological process (GO): intracellular protein transport; endoplasmic reticulum to Golgi vesicle-mediated transport; vesicle fusion
Cellular component (GO): endomembrane system; Golgi membrane; SNARE complex
Molecular function (GO): SNAP receptor activity; SNARE binding
Source: RefSeq, a predicted model, not a curated record